AAAUGGAAAUGCGCCCAUGAACGAAAAUCUCGCGAUAAAUUGUAUUGCAGAGAUUUGACAGUAUCAUUACCAUAUGGAUUCCCACACCGUCCUUCUCUUUAAGCCAUUUUCUCUAAUUUUCUAUCUUCCCAAGGUCUUGCUUGCUGAGCCUUUAGCGUUCUAUACUGCGCUUUCUCCUCCAUCACUCUCAAAGCUUUCACACUUCCCUUCCCUCUUCACCUCCAUUGUCUCUCUCAGCUUUCUCCACAACCUUCACUUGGGCUUCUGGUACUGAAAGGUAAUCCCUUUGAACUCCAAACUUUGUUAUUUAGAUUUGUUCCAACGAUCAAAAUUUUCUGCUGGAAAUGUUUUAUUUGGUUUUGGUGCUUCUGCUGCUCUGCAACUCUCAUGUCCUGGUGGGUUCUUUGAAUGAUGAAGGCUUUGCGCUUUUGUCGUUCAAGCAGUCCAUGACGGAAGACCCAGAAGGGUCUCUGAGUAACUGGAACUCUUCUGAUGAAAACCCCUGUACAUGGAAUGGGAUUACAUGCAAGGAACAAAGAGUUGUGUCUCUUAGCAUUCCGAAGAAGAAACUUUUUGGGUUUCUUCCUUCUGCCAUGGGGUCUCUCUCUGAGCUCCGCCAUGUAAAUUUAAGAAACAAUAAGUUAUAUGGAAGCUUGCCCCUUGAGAUCUUUGAAGCCCUGGGGCUCCAAAGUUUGGUCCUUUAUGGGAAUUCCUUAUCUGGGUCUGUACCAAAUGUUAUUGGUAAGCUCAAGUACCUUCAAUCCUUAGAUUUAUCACAAAAUUUAUUCAAUGGGUCAGUGCCCUCCUCAAUUGUACAAUGCAAGAGACUGAAGACCAUCGAUCUUAGUCAGAAUAAUUUCACUGGGUUUCUACCAGAUGGGUUUGGAACUGGUUUUGUUUCUCUGGAAAAACUUGAUCUUUCUUUCAAUAAAUUCAGUGGUUCAAUUCCUAGUGAUAUGGGAAAUUUGUCUAGCUUGCAAGGCACUGUUGAUUUGUCUCAUAAUCUAUUCUCCGGUGCAAUCCCAGCUAGCCUUGGAAACCUUCCUGAGAAGGUUUACAUUGAUCUCACUUAUAACAAUUUAAGUGGUCCAAUACCCCAAAAUGGAGCUCUAAUGAACAGAGGACCAACUGCCUUCAUUGGGAAUCCUCGUCUUUGUGGCCCCCCAUUGAAGAACCCGUGUUCUUCAGGAACUCCAGGUGCAAGUCCGCCAUCCUCAAUUCCAUUUCUGCCAGAUAACAUUCCCCCUCAGGAUUCUGAUGAUAAUGCUGGAAAGAGUGGGAAAUCAAGAGGGUUAAGUAAGAGAGCUGUGAUUGCAAUAAUAGUGAGUGAUAUAAUUGGUAUUUGCCUUGUUGGGCUGCUUUUCUCAUAUUGUUAUUCCAGGAUUUGGGCUUUUAGUAAGGUCAAGGAUGAAAAUGGGUACGGUAUUGACAAGGGUGGUAAGGGAAGGAAGGAGUGCUUGUGCUUCAGGAAAGAUGAAUCGGAAACUUUAUCAGAAAAUAUGGAGCAGUAUGAUCUAGUGGCAUUGGAUGCACAAGUGGCGUUUGAUCUGGAUGAGCUUCUAAAAGCAUCUGCAUUUGUUCUUGGAAAAAGUGGAAUUGGAAUUGUUUACAAAGUUGUGCUUGAAGAAGGACUUACCCUAGCAGUGAGACGAUUGGGCGAAGGGGGCUCCCAGAGAUUCAAGGAAUUUCAGACGGAAGUAGAAGCAAUUGGAAAGCUAAGGCAUCCUAAUGUCGUUACUCUGAGGGCUUAUUACUGGUCUGUUGAUGAAAAGCUGCUCAUAUACGACUAUAUACCUAAUGGCAGUCUUGCCACUGCCAUUCAUGGGAAGCCGGGAAUGAUAUCAUUUACACCACUAUCUUGGUCUAUUCGGUUGAAAAUCAUGAAAGGAAUUGCAAAAGGCUUGGUCUAUCUGCACGAGUUUAGCCCUAAAAAAUACGUCCACGGAGAUUUGAAGCCGAAUAACAUACUACUUGGACAGGAUAUGGAGCCCCACAUUUCUGAUUUUGGACUUGGACGCCUUGCAAAUAUAGCCGGAGGGUCCCCGUCGCUUCAAUCCAAUCGAAUGGCCACAGAAAAAUCACAAGAAAGGCAACAAAAGAGUGCACCAACUGAAGCUACUGUAAUUAGUCCGUCCAGUAACUUGGGAUCUUGUUAUCAGGCUCCAGAAGCUCUGAAAGUGGUGAAACCAUCACAGAAGUGGGAUGUCUAUUCUUAUGGGGUUAUCUUACUUGAAAUGAUUACUGGCAGAUUGCCAAUAGUCCAGGUGGGUUCCUCAGAAAUGGACCUAGUUCAUUGGAUUCAGCUCUGUAUUGACGAGAAGAAGCCUCUUUUAGAUGUUUUAGAUCCAAAUUUGAUGCAAGACGUGGAUAAAGAAGAAGAGAUUAUUGCAGUUUUGAAGAUUGCAAUGGCUUGCGUUCAUAGCAGCCCCGAAAGGAGACCAAUAAUGAGGCACAUUUCUGAUGCUUUGGACAGAUUGGCUACAUCUUCUGUUUGAGAUGAUAUCCUCCGGAUAGUGGUGAGUUCAAUCCACUUGUGAAGUUUGAUGUUUGGGUUAGUUCAAUCUUAGUGAAUAGAUGACCCGGUUAUGAUUGGUGUAUCUGUGUAUUUGGCGUAGGUUUUAUGACAGUAAGAUUCUCUUGUUUUUCUACUGUCAUUUGAUAGAGGUAGGUGGAGGUAGGUCUGCUGCAAGAGCAUUGUUAACUGGAUUGUGCAUCUGUUGGCCCUUGAUUAGUAUAUAUUUUGUGAAGGAUGUCUUCAUGCUCUUAUUGCAGACCUUUUGUAUCUUGUGUUGUUCUUGUAGGUUAAUGAAGUUGAUGAUUUCUUUGUUGGUCUA
Prunus dulcis (almond) is the source of this 2834-nucleotide messenger RNA. Its product is annotated as receptor protein kinase-like protein ZAR1. NCBI's taxonomy places the organism in Eukaryota, Viridiplantae, Streptophyta, Magnoliopsida, Rosales, Rosaceae. Gene Ontology annotation, molecular function: ATP binding; protein kinase activity; receptor serine/threonine kinase binding. The record is from RefSeq and is a predicted model, not a curated record. The coding region runs from base 345 to 2495 and encodes 716 amino acids. Gene Ontology annotation, biological process: protein phosphorylation. The transcript is spliced from 2 exons.